UCUUUUUAGUAUUCGAAUGUGUUAAUGAUAGUGAAAGUUGCCAAAAUACUUCCUGUUCCCAUGUUUGUCUCACAGAAACUUGUGUUCAGGCUGCUGCAGAGUUGCUGAGGAAUAUGGAUUCGAAUGUUUCUCCGUGUGAUGACUUCUAUCAGUAUGCAUGCGGUAGAUGGUCACAGCAUCAUGAACUGCCAAGUGACAGAUCCUACUACGACACAUUCUCACUAAUGAAAGAUGAACUCAAAUCCAAGCUUCGUGAAUUAUUAGAAGAUCCUAUUAGUGAAGAAGACAACAAUGCUACAAUAAGUGCGAAACAUCUUUAUGCAUCCUGUAUGAAUGAAAGAGCAAUAGAGAGUCUGAAAGAAGAACCUUUGAUCGUGCUCUUAGAAGAAUUAGGUGGAUGGCCAGUCAUUAGCUCAAAUUGGUCAGAGGAGAAUUUCGACUGGGUUUAUGAAAUAGCCAAAUUAAGGCAAUACAAUAAUGACAUACUUCUUGCCCAGUGGGUCGGACCGGACGGCAAGAACUCGUCAAUAAAUAUUAUACAGAUUGAUCAAGCAGACAUGGGUCUGCCCAGCAGAGAGUACUAUGUACAGGGUACGCAGCAGUUGGACGCCUAUUACCGAUUCAUGGUGGACAUUGCCCAGUUGUUAGGAGCACCCCUUGAACAGGCCGAGACAGAUAUGAGGGAUGCUUUGGAACUUGAAAUGCAGCUCGCAAACUUCACUAUACCCAGUGAAGAGCGUCGGAAUUAUACGGCAAUAUAUUACAAAACUAUGCUAGCCGAGCUACAGGAGAAGAUUCCACUGGUGAGAUUUUAUAAUAAUUUAUAA
Molecule: messenger RNA, 827 nt
Organism: Parasteatoda tepidariorum (common house spider)
Lineage: Eukaryota; Metazoa; Arthropoda; Arachnida; Araneae; Theridiidae
Product: neprilysin-1
Biological process (GO): protein processing
Cellular component (GO): plasma membrane
Molecular function (GO): metalloendopeptidase activity
Source: RefSeq, a predicted model, not a curated record